AUGAAGGCAGUGCGCUUCCAUGGCCAGCAUGACCUGCGAUACGAGGAUAUUGCAGUCCCUACUUUGAAGCAGGGCCAGGUGAAGAUCAAGCCCGCGUGGGUUGGAAUCUGCGGCAGCGACCUACAUGAGUAUCUCGGCGGACCCGGGUUAUGUCCCACAACCCCACACCCAAUAACCGGCGAAACUGUUCCCUUAACGUUCGGUCACGAGUUCAGCGGGACGAUUGAAGAGGUUGGUGAAGGCGUGGAUGACUGGGUAGUGGGCGACCGCGUCUCAGUUCAACCGAUCAUCUACGAUGGGACUUGUGGCGCUUGCCAGGAUAAUUUGCACAACUGCUGUUGGAGCAACGGAUUCAUUGGUCUUAGCGGGUGGGGCGGAGGACUCUCUGAGCACAUUGUAGUCCCGACGUCUGCCUUGUAUCGGCUUCCCAAAAACGUCCCAUUGCAAAUAGGAGCGCUGGUGGAGCCGCUUUCGGUCGGGUGGCAUGCUGUCAAGGCUAGUCCGUUCAAGAAGGGCGACGCGGUCUUGAUUCUAGGAAGUGGACCGAUUGGUAUCGCUGUGAUGCUGGCGCUUCAAGCAAAAGGUGCAGAUAAGAUUAUCAUCUCUGAGGUCAGCCGCAAGCGACAAGAAUAUGCGAAGAACUUUGGUGCGCAUCACAUCCUCGACCCAACGAAGGACGACGUUGUCAAGAGGUGCCGAGAGCUUUGCGACGGCCAGGGGGUCGACGUGGUGUUCGAUUGCGCUGGUGUCCAAGUCGCGCUGGACGCAGCCAUAGAAGCCACGCGAGCUCGUGGAACAAUCGUCAACGUCGCCAUCUGGGAGAAGCCCUGUACGAUCACACCGAAUCUCUUUACAUUCAAGGAACGACGAUACAUGGGUGUUGCGACCUUCCAAGUUGGUGAUUUCCAAGAAGUCAUCGAUGCCAUUUCCGCUGGCAGCAUGAAGCCCGAGCGGAUGAUCACGGGCCGAAUCGAAUUGGACGAAGUCGAGGAGAAGGGGUUCAAAACUUUGAUCAACGACAAAGACAACCAGGUCAAGAUACUGGUCAAAGUAGGAGGCGACGAUUAAGAGGAUACAGCAGAGAGCACCUUGCUGUCGGAUGACCGCAAAUUACGUGCUAGGCGCACACUGACAGGACUGGGGCCAGGACUGG
Molecule: messenger RNA, 1153 nt
Organism: Paraphaeosphaeria sporulosa
Lineage: Eukaryota; Fungi; Ascomycota; Dothideomycetes; Pleosporales; Didymosphaeriaceae
Product: sorbitol dehydrogenase
Exons: 5
Coding region: 1-1068 (355 amino acids)
Biological process (GO): butanediol biosynthetic process
Cellular component (GO): cytoplasm
Molecular function (GO): (R,R)-butanediol dehydrogenase activity; zinc ion binding
Source: RefSeq, a predicted model, not a curated record